Messenger RNA from Microthlaspi erraticum, 2394 nucleotides. The record is from the annotation of a GenBank genome assembly. NCBI's taxonomy places the organism in Eukaryota, Viridiplantae, Streptophyta, Magnoliopsida, Brassicales, Brassicaceae.
AUGGAAAGUGCAGAUACUGAGCUCAACAGCUUCAACAACAUGGUAGCGAAAGCAUAUCCGUUACGGAUUCUGAAUCACAACAACAACGAAGAAGGAAACACAGGAGUCGAGCCAUACGUGGGACUCGAAUUCGACACAGCAGAGGAAGCUCGCGAGUUCUACAACGCUUACGCGGUGAGAACCGGAUUCAAAGUAAGAACCGGUCAGUUAUACAGAUCAAGAACAGACGGUACGGUUUCUUCACGAAGAUUCGUUUGCUCCAAGGAAGGCUUUCAGCUGAAUUCGAGAACCGGCUGCACCGCGUUUAUCCGCGUGCAGAGACGGGACACAGGGAAAUGGGUGCUUGACCAGAUCCAGAAAGAGCAUAACCACGAGCUCGGAGGUGAAGUACACGUGGAGGAGACGACUCCACGUCCCUCGAGAGCUCCUGCUCCUACUAAGCUAGCUGUGACUGUUAAUCCUCAUAGACCGAAGAUGAAAGUUGUUGAUGAGUCUGAUAGAGGACACCGCUCCUGCCCAGCUGCUGCUUCUAAACGCUUCAAAAGCGGUGAAGGAGAAGAGAGCAUCGGCGACGAGCAGCCUAAGGCGGUUUCCGGUUCGGAGCCGUACGCAGGGUUGGAGUUUGGUUCGGCAACCGAAGCGUGCCAGUUUUACCAAGCCUACGCGGAGGUCGUUGGGUUUAGAGUUCGGAUCGGUCAGCUGUUCCGGUCGAAAGUCGACGGUUCGAUCACGUCGAGGCGGUUUGUCUGCUCGAGGGAAGGGUUUCAGCAUCCUUCUCGGAUGGGGUGUGGAGCUUACAUGAGGAUCAAAAGACAAGACGCAGGCGGCUGGAUCGUGGACCGGCUCAACAAAGACCAUAACCACGACGUCGAACCGGGGAAGAAGAACGACGACGGUUUGAAAAAGAUCACAUCAGACGACGUCACCGGAGGAGGAUUAGAUUCCGGCGACCUCAUCGAGCUAAACGACUUCGGCGGCAACGUCAAGAAGAAGACACGAAGAAACGGAAUCGAUAAAGAGUGGUAUCCUCUGCUUCUCGACUACUUCCAGUCGAAGCAAACAGAGGACAUGGGAUUCUUCUACGCCGUCGAGCUCGACGUCAGCAGCGGAAGCUGCAUGAGCGUUUUCUGGGCGGACAGCAGAUCGAGAUUCGCGUGCAGCCAGUUCGGAGACGCCGUCGUUUUCGACACUUCGUACAGAAAAGGAAACUACUCUGUUCCGUUCGCUACGUUCAUCGGGUUCAACCACCACAGGCAGCCUGUGCUUCUCGGCUGCGGCGUUCUCGCCGACGAGUCGAAAGAGUCGUUCUUGUGGCUGUUCCAAACGUGGCUCCGCGCCAUGUCCGGCCGCCGUCCUAAAUCCGUCGUGGCUGAUCAAGAUCCGCCGAUUCAGUACGCUCUGUCUCAAGUCUUCCCCGCGGCGCAUCAUCGUUACUCUGCUUGGCAGAUUCGGGAGAAAGAGCGGGAGAAUCUCCGGCCGUUUCCGAACGAGUUCAAGUACGAGUACGAGAAAUGUUUGUAUCAGACUCAGACGACGGUCGAGUUUGACUCGGUUUGGAUCGCUCUCAUCAACAAGUACGGUCUCAGAGACAACGUCUGGCUCAGAGAGAUCUACGAGCAGCGGGAGAACUGGGUUCCGGCGUAUCUAAGAGCGAGCUUCUUCGCCGGGAUCCCGAUAACCGGCACCGUGGAUCCCUUCUUCGGCGCUUCGCUCGACGCUUUGACUCCUCUCGGUGAGUUCAUUUCCCGGUACGAGCAAGGGCUAGAGCAGAGACGUGAGGAGGAGAGGAAAGAGGAUUUCAACUCUUACAACUUGCAGCCGUUUCUUCAGACGAAAGAGCCAGUUGAAGAACAGUGCAGGCGGCUCUACACGUUAACCGUCUUCAGAAUCUUCCAGAACGAGCUUGUUCAGUCUUACAACUACCUCUGCUUGAAGACGUACGAGGAAGGAGCGAUGAGUAGGUUCCUGGUGAGGAAAUGCGGGAACGAGAGCGAGAAGCACGCCGUGACUUUCAGCGCGACGAAUCUCAACUCGAGCUGUAGCUGUCAGAUGUUUGAGCACGAGGGUUUGCUCUGCAGGCAUAUCUUGAAAGUGUUUAAUCUGUUGGAUAUAAGAGAGCUUCCGUCUAGGUAUAUACUUCACCGGUGGACCAAGAACGCGGAGUUUGGGUUUGUGCGUGAUAUGGAAUCAGGCGUGAGCUCUCAGGAUCUUAAGGCGUUGAUGGUUUGGAGUCUUAGAGAGGCUGCUUCUAAAGAUGAAAUGUAUGUUUGGUUUACCGUUGAAGAAGAAGAUGAAGUCUUGUUCGCCAUUCUAAUCUUAACCGUGUUGAUAACUUCCGUCACUGCAAGAGGUCGCGGUGGAGUUGGGGUCAUGGUUGUUCCGGUGAUCGAUUGA